CAGUUCAAAAAGCUGCCAACGUACCCUUGUGCGAGAGUGUUGAGAGCUGCUUUCACUACGACCCAAGAGACGACUAAAGAGGACCGGAAUAUGCUCUCAAUAGGCGGGACACAUGGUUAUAUUCGCUGAGGGAAGUGCCUGAGUGUAUCUGCGGUGAAGUUUUAGGUUAAAAAAAAAAAGACAGAAAAAAAGCAACAAGCCGUGCAGGUGGAGAAGCACACGCUGAACGGCGAAACCAGUCUUAUCAUCCAGACCUUCUCUCACCUGAGCCCGACCACACAGAUCAACAUGUCCGUGGAUAGUUACGCUGCGCUGGAUGAGUCCUCUCUCCGAGCAUUGUUGGAUGGAACCGUGGAUCUGGACGAGAGGCGCCACAUCCGUUCAGCCAUCCGGGAGUUAAGGAGGAGGGAGAUCGAGGACAUGGAGGCCGCUCUGGCCAGCAAGAGAUUCCGACCAACACGAAUCAUCCAGCAGGAGGACAAGGAGAACCAGCACAGCGACAACUUGAACGUCCUGUCAAAAAAACUACAAUCAAUCCAGGACAUUGAUGAGCUCACAAAAAUGCUCCGUACCGCCAGCGAGUACGAGGAGAGGAAGUUGAUCAGAGCAACCAUCCGACAAAUCCGAGAUGACCAGCAGCAAGGGGCUGCAGAGCGGGUCAAAGCUCCGGGUCGCUGCCAAGAGCCUGAGAGUGUGGAGCCACAGAGCACCAUGGGAACUGUGGAGACAGAGCGGGAGAGUCACAGUGAGCAGGAGCGUAUCCGAUCUCCGAUCCGGGAUUUACGGGGACAGCAGACACAACAAAGCAAAGAGCUGCAGAGAAAAGGUUCCAACUCAGGCAUGGUGCUGGUUCUCGAUCACCUGGGGAAGGACGAUGGCCCUGGAGCUCUGCUGAUCCAGCCUCAGAGAGACGCUGUGAGCACAGAGCCGGACCUCGUCCUGUCUCACCGUCAGCGGUCCGACUCCUCAGCGUCAGACCGCAGUGCGACCUCUGGGCUUUCCAGAUCCAAUCUGGAUUCUGUGGCCCUGGAGAAGAGUGCAGGCUCAGCCUUCAGAGGCCGUCUAGACUCUGGAGCCUCGGACAGAAGCCAGAGUCCCUUCCAGCGAGGUCGGCUCGACUCUGGGGCAUCAGAGCGAAGCGCCAGCUCCCUGUCCCACAUCAGGCAGAGGCUGGGUUCAGAUGUCUCAGACUCCGGUGUCAGGCCCCGUCUAGGCUCUGGGGCGUCAGACAGCCAGGGUCUUUUGUCUCGGAAAAGGACUGACUCGGGGACAUCUGUUAGUGCGAGUGUGUCCUCUGAAGAGAGGGGUCCUGCGGAGGACGUGGAGGUAGCCACGAGCGGGUCCACUUACAGCACAGAUUCAGAAGCCGAGAGCGUAAGCCACGGUCCAGACAGCGUUCAGGCUCCGUCCAAACAGGACCUCAUCAUUGACCAGGAUCAGCCGGAUGGUGCUGUCUUGUCCCGGAAAGAUCCGGCUAAUGGCCUGCUCAAUGGCAGCAUCAAGGGGAAAUUUGACGUCCAGAAAGAAAAGAUGACAAUAAGCAGUGAUCUGCCCCUCAAUAACGGCAAAGCAAAGGACUCUGCACCUGAGAAAAAAGCGGUAUUGGAACAAUUCAACCGCACCAACUCCGUACGCGAUCGAAUGCGUAAAUUCACGGAGGCGAGCCAGAGCGCAAACGUCCCGGCUUUGAGAAAAGCUCCUCUGAGGAACGGCACCGCCUCCAGCCAGGCGAAUCUGUCCAGAGCCACCGAGAUGUUUACACACACCGGAGCAUCCCUCAGCCGAUCUGGAGACAGGCCAGAAAGGCCACGUGUGGACUCCACAUGUCACACCUCCACAGCAUCCCAGAGUCAGGCCGUACCUCAGCCAAGAGGUGGGGCCAACAAACCUCUGUCUUCAGCUAACCAAUGGCAGAGCUCUGUGGGCGGGACAAGGCAUCCGGCAGAAAAAGAUGUGCAUGCCUCCAGCAACUCAAAGGAAGACGGGACCCCAGGGACAGCAGCUGAGCAGCAGGUCACCCAGGGAGAGGAAGACCCAGACAUGAAGACUUUCCUCACUAUCGAGAUCAAGGAUGGGCACACCACCAACACCUCUACGUCCGCCUCCAGGGGCAACAUGGUGCCCAUUACCAACAUGACCCCACGCAUCACCACUAAUCCUCUGGGGCAGAGAGGAGAGUUGACCCUCGGCCUCAGAGCUACACCGUUCAAGAUCACCUCAUCCAGCCUCUCCUCCGGAUCCUCCAUCAAGAUGGAGACAGAGCCCGCCGUGGCCUCGGAGCCGGUGUUUGCAGCUGCAUCGUCUGCCAAGGUGGCGAGUCACGUCCUCACCAUCCCAAACGGCUCCAACAGUCAGGGCAAACAAAGCGAGCGCUCCGGAAUAAUGACAGCCGAACAGCUGGCCGCUAUCGAGGAUGAAGAGCUGCUUGACAAAAUGCUCGAUGAGUCAAAAGACUUUGAGGAGAGGAAGCUGAUCCGUGCAGCCAUGAGAGACCUGCGCAAGAGAAAGAGAGAGGUCAUGCUGGGAUGUACUCAAGAGGAAAUAGACCAGAGAGAAAAGGAGCGAGACAACCGUCUGCAGGAGAUCCGGCAGCAGAGGGAAGAGCGAGCGCAGAAAGGCCGUGCAGGCGCCGGAGCAGGAGAGGUGGUGAUGAGGAAGGUGGAGAAGUCAGCGGACGGCUCCAGCCUCAGCCAAGUCACCAAGACGGACCGCUUCGCUUCAUCUGAUGAUGGGAGCAGAUCAUCACGCAGCACUGUGGUGGAGUCCAGUUAUAUGCAGAAAACAGACAGAGGGACAGUCCAGUCAAAGUCAUACAGCUUCAGCUCUUCCACAUCAUCUUCCUCCAACACGAGCAAAAAAGUGGGCAGUGUGUUUGAUCGCGAGGAUGACUCAUCGUCUCGCAGCGGCAGCAGUGGAUUGGCCGCGGUUGAGCGAAGGCAGGCGGAGCGGCGCAAGGAGCUGAUGCGGGCUCAGACUCUGCCCAAGACCUCGGCCAUGACGGCCCGCAAAGCCAUGAUAGAGAAGCUGGAGAAGGAGGGAGGCGGCCCUGGAAAUCAGGCGGUCGCCAAGGUAAACAAGGUCCAGCGCUCCACCAGCUUUGGUGUUCCCAACGCAAACUCUAUCAAGCAGAUGCUGCUCGACUGGUGCCGUGCCAAGACCCGCUCGUAUGAGCAUGUGGAUAUUCAGAACUUUUCAUCCAGCUGGAGUAAUGGCAUGGCGUUUUGUGCCCUGGUGCACAAUUUUUUCCCUGAAUCCUUUGAAUACGAGUCCCUGAGCCCCAGCAACCGCAGGCAAAACUUUGAGGUGGCCUUCAGCACUGCAGAGACGUACGCCAACUGCAUGCCUCUGCUUGAAGUGGAGGACAUGAUGAUCAUGGGUAAUAAACCCGACUCCAAGUGUGUCUUCACCUACGUACAGUCUCUGGUCAACCACCUGCGCAGAUACGAGAUGUCCAUGGGUCGGCCCUGUGACCUCUGACCUGAGUGUUAAGCCUGGACGCGGCAUCAUGGACAAGUUGGGGAUUGUGUGUGUGUGUGUGUGUGUGUGUGUGUGUUUGUGUGUGUGUUUGUGUUCGUUUGCGUAUUAUCUUUGUUGGCAGUGGUGAUGUGUAUUCAUUAUUUCAUUAAUACAAAGUCCUUCUUUUUACAGCAAGAGGGCGCCAAAGACUACCUUUUUUAAAGCUUUAAAUGUCUUUUUUUUACUCUGCAGGAACAUUAGCUGUGUAACCAAGCUCGUGGACUACAAAAGAGAAAUAUUUUAUAGUAUUUCCCCUUUAAGUUAUUUUUCUCUGCCACACUUUUGUAAUUAUAAACCUUGUUGGCAGCAAAGUAGGUCCUUUCACAAUAGAAGAAAAAUGAUGCGUUAUUUUUGGUUUUUAUUUCGGUACUUUUAACUUUUUGACAAACUCUGGCUGCUUGAAGUAUUUGAAAUAAGUUAUUACUAUUCUGAUGUUGAUGUAAAAAAUUAGCAUAUUACUGUGUAACACAGAGGCACAGGGAAGUCAAAUGGGUGCAGCGAGUAUGCAGUCAAUCUCACCUUUCUGAAAAGUGCUAUUGAGAAAACUGUUCACUCUAUUUGACCUUUGGUAACCCCUCCUGUGUGAUAUUAUUCUUACAGCGAUUAUAUUUGCAGUCAAACACAUUUUUUUUAAUUCAGGUAUAAAAAACUGGCUGAUGUCAUUCAGCUGCAUUGUAUAAUUACUUUUUACUGCUUGACUGACAGCAUAUGUACAGUGUACAGCAGUGCUGCCUCCCACCCCCAGCAUCACUGACUUACUGCCAAACACACUCACACACAGCUCUUUUAGAGGGCUUCUUAUUUAUGCUCGAGUAGAUUUUGUUGAAAUAUAUUAUUUUUAUUUAGUUAGUGUGAACAUCAUGCUUUGUUCAAAGUGAGCCGGUAAACUCAAGCUAUAGAGACGUUUUGGAAAACUAAUCGGGACGAGUUAAAGGGCCUGAUGAAAGCCAGCUUUCUGUUUAAGCGUGAGUUAUCAUGACUGAACAAAACUGUAUAUUUUACAACAUAAAGCUAAGGAUUUUUUUUUUAAAUGAAAGAUUUUUAUUACGCUUGUUAAAAAUUAAGAUUCCUUUAAGAAGAAAUGAUGAUUGUUUCAGAGCUUAACGAAACGUAUUUCUUAAAGGGUUUUUUGUUGUCGUUUGGAAAAAUAAUUUGAGAUGAUUCCACUGCUGCCAAAUGAAAAACAAAUACCUUCCACGGAGCAGUGAGUGCUGUAAAUAAGAGCUUAAACACAUUAUGAUUUCAUGUUUCUGUGCACCACAGUGAAAUGUGAAUUGAAAUUAAACCAAUUUGAGAAAUGAA
Eleginops maclovinus (Patagonian blennie) is the source of this 4818-nucleotide messenger RNA. RefSeq names its product smoothelin b (gene smtnb). NCBI's taxonomy places the organism in Eukaryota, Metazoa, Chordata, Actinopteri, Perciformes, Eleginopidae. Gene Ontology annotation, biological process: actin cytoskeleton organization. The record is from RefSeq and is a predicted model, not a curated record. Gene Ontology annotation, cellular component: microtubule organizing center; filamentous actin. Gene Ontology annotation, molecular function: protein binding.